This is a messenger RNA of Lodderomyces oxycetoniae, 681 nucleotides long. It is a transcript of the gene GUK1, whose product is annotated as guanylate kinase. Gene Ontology annotation, molecular function: GMP kinase activity. NCBI's taxonomy places the organism in Eukaryota, Fungi, Ascomycota, Pichiomycetes, Serinales, Debaryomycetaceae. Gene Ontology annotation, cellular component: cytosol. The record is from RefSeq and is a predicted model, not a curated record. Gene Ontology annotation, biological process: purine nucleotide metabolic process. The transcript is spliced from 2 exons. Bases 1 to 681 code for a protein of 226 amino acids.
AUGGUGCUCCACUAUCUCGCUUCGCUCGAUAGUGUCGAUAGUGUCGAUAGUGUCACUAGUCAAUGGUGCUCCACUAUCUCGCUUCGCUCGAUAGUGUCGAUAGUGUCGAUAGUGUCGGCUGCCAAAAAAAGACCUGUAGUUAUCUCUGGACCUUCAGGGACUGGAAAAUCUACCCUUUUGAAAAAACUAUUUAAUGAGUAUCCUCAAGAGUUUGGAUUUUCCAUAUCCAAUACUACGAGACAGCCACGAGUUGGUGAAGUUGACGGUAAGGAUUACCAUUUCACCACGGUUGAACAAUUCAAAAAACUUAUCGAAGAAGGUAAGUUUAUUGAAUGGGCUCAAUUUUCUGGAAAUUAUUAUGGAACUAGUAUAAAAGCUGUUGAAGAUGUGCUCAAACAGGGCAAAAUAUGCAUUUUGGACAUUGAUAUGCAAGGUGUCAAGGCAGUUAAACAAACAAAAUUAAAUGCAAGGUAUUUAUUUAUAAGUCCGCCCUCAAUCGAAAUACUACGUAGCCGAUUAGAUGGAAGAGGCACUGAAACCGAAGACAGUUUGGCAAAGAGAAUUGCUGCUGCUGCUAGCGAAAUGGAAUAUGCCAAUAGCGGAGCUCAUGAUAAAAUUAUUGUCAAUGAUGAUUUGGAGAGUGCGUAUAAUGAGAUGAAGCAGUUUAUAUUGCAAGAAUAA